UUUGUUCAGGAAAAGGUGUAAAACUAACAGCCUUGAGCAAGAACAUACAGAAACAUGAGGCCGAGCAAAAAUAUACAGAAACAUGAGGCCAAGCAAAGAAGGUAAUAGGAAAAACAAGAAUAUAUCCUCCUCCCCAAAAAGAACCCGACCCGUUAACCCAUCAGGAGCUGAUUCAGGUUCUCGCCAUUUUAGGCUAUCUCCUCCACCCUCGGUCUCAGUGGUUGACCGUGAAAUCGUGACUGAAGACUUGGCUUUGUUUGAAAUUUCCCCCAAAACCAACCCAAGAAGUUUUCCAUAUACUGUGAAGCAGCAGUGCUGGGCGAAGGCAGAGAAAGUGAAGGGAAGAGACCCAGAUCGAUGGCGCCGAGACCCGUUGGGGAACAUUGUCUUUCGGAAGCUUGUGGGCUGUCCUGGUUGUCUAUGCCAUGACUAUGACCAUAUUACUCCCUAUUCUAAGGGUGGAGAAAGUACAUUAGGGAAUUGUCAGGUUUUGCAGGCGACAGUUAAUAGAUCCAAGGGGAAUCGAACUGAUAUAUCAAAAGCUGAACUUAUUCAGAAAAGUUCAUAUUGUCGGGUUUCAGUACAUCCAGGUCGUGACAUGGAUCUUCUUGAACUUUCUGCCUAUGGCAAUGUCCGUCAUUGUCAAGAUUCUGGGGGUUGUAAAAUUCAAUGAGUCAUUUUUAUGACUUUAUACUCAAGAAUGGCAUUGUAUACUUCCCCUUGACUAAGACUAUGCUAAGUUGAACUUAUGCUAAGUUUCAUAUACUUGUUGCAACUUGUAUAUAGUCUGUCUACAAAUCAAGUUGCUCUAAUUGCUGCCA
This is a messenger RNA of Capsicum annuum, 821 nucleotides long. RefSeq lists its product as uncharacterized. The record is from RefSeq and is a predicted model, not a curated record. NCBI's taxonomy places the organism in Eukaryota, Viridiplantae, Streptophyta, Magnoliopsida, Solanales, Solanaceae. The transcript is spliced from 4 exons. Bases 83 to 673 code for a protein of 196 amino acids.